Molecule: messenger RNA, 5195 nt
Organism: Ostrea edulis (European flat oyster)
Lineage: Eukaryota; Metazoa; Mollusca; Bivalvia; Ostreida; Ostreidae
Exons: 14
Coding region: 271-3600 (1109 amino acids)
Biological process (GO): signal transduction; protein phosphorylation
Molecular function (GO): ATP binding; protein kinase activity; protein binding
Source: RefSeq, a predicted model, not a curated record
GUGGAGUUAUUUCGUUACUAGGCUUGUUGUGGCGUGUGGUAUUGCGUAUUUUAUUUUAUGGUAUAUUAGGAAAAAAUUAUUUGAAAUAAGCAACGUACAUUGAUAAUUCCACAUUCUACAUCGUAAUAUUCCUUCGACAGCUUCUCUUAAAGUUAAGUGUCAAAUAUUCUUGGAUAAAUUUGCUCGUGCGACGAUUCGAGUGUGUACCUUUAACUUGACCAAUCAAUCUUGUGUUUUUACUUCCUCUUUCGAUGACAGAGCGAUGUAAACAUGGCGUCAGCCAAAAGGCAUCACAGAAGUCGAGAAAGUCACUUUAUUUACGAUCUGCCAUUCAGUAUAACCAGACAGAUAUGUUGUAAUUUAGAUGUGGACAGGGCAUGGGAAAAAUUAGCAUCAGAAAUUGGUUACACCAUACAAGAGGUGCGGAUGUUUGAGAUGGCCAUGCAGCAUCCCAAUGGCAGUCCAUGCAAGGAGGUGUUAGGUGACUGGGGAUCAAAAAACGCGACAGCCAGAGAUUUAUACCUCAUCUUGCAGAGGAUUGGCCGGCGACGAGAGGUGCAGCUAUUGGAGUCCUACUUUAAUUGUUACUCUGAACCGAAGAAGAUGCCCUUCCAGAGUCAUGACGAUUCCCUGUGUACAGGAAUAGUGUCGCCCUCUAUGAUCAUGAGGACUCUGGACACAGACAACCUCCCAGCCCCACCAAGCAAAAGUAGCUCAAAGGUGAGCAGUGGAGCGUGGAGUACGUCAUCCAUGAACGAUUCCGCCUCCAUGUCAAAUAAAGACGUGAACCUGAAUACGCCCGAGAACCCCAAGGACAAAGCCACAAAGAAGCACGCAGAAUACAAGGCUAUCCCCUCUCUGACGGAUGAGCCGUUUUGUCCCCCAAAGAAACACGACUACCUGGGAAAAAUGAAAGAGACGUCUGGAUUAUCUAGCUCCUCCUCUUCCUGUGGCGAUGAGAAGUCAAUGUCUUGCAUCAAAAUCAACAAGUGUGACAUGGAUGGUCCGGCCCAGGAGAAGGGAGACAUGGGGGAGAGGACAAUGGAGUCCAGCUGGAUGGAAACUCUCAAAAAUAAGGACGGCUACUCCUCCCUAGCUAAGGAUGGAAAGUGUGACAUUGACAUUGCGGUGGCUCUGGUAGGAACUCAAAGCUUCACCAACAAGGAACUUAAUCACGCCACUAAUGGCUUCAGUGAGGAGUACAAGAUAGGGGAGGGGGCGUUCGGGGAGGUGUUCCGGGGGUUCUUAAAAAGAACCCAGUGUGCUAUUAAAAGGUUGUUUCCGAAACAGGAUGAUUAUCUAAAUCACCAGGAACAUUUAACAGCAGAGCUCAAAUCACUUAUCAAGUACAGGCAUGAGAACAUAGUCCCUCUGUAUGGCUAUACGCUGGAAGGAGGGGAGACCUGUUUAGUGUACCAGUUUAUGCAGAAUGGUUCACUGGAUGACAGACUGAAAUGUAAGAAUAACACCAAACCUUUGACCUGGCACCAGAGAUUGGAAAUCAUGAAGGGGGCAGCAUGUGGGCUACAGUAUCUACACACACUGGAUCAGAAACCACUCAUCCACGGAGACAUUAAAUGUUCAAACAUUCUCUUGGAUAAGCACAUGGAAGCUAAGAUAGGAGACCUGGGAUUGGCUAAGCAUGCAACAGGUGGAAGCCAAUCUGGGAAGCUGACACAUAUCACCAAGAAACAAACCGGCACAAAACAAUAUCAGACCAAGGCUUACCUCCCUCCAGAGGUCAUCAGGGGCAAUGCCAUGUCUAUCAAAGGAGACACUUACUCAUUUGGCGUGAUAAUGCUGGAGGUUUUCACUGGAGAAGCAGCAUAUGAUGAGAACAGAGAAGGGGGACAAUUCCUGAAGGAUUACGUAAAGGAGUUCAGUGAUCUGGAGAACCAGUAUACGGAACUGAUAGACAAGAGGGCAGGCUUUAUAGGCGACGAUGUCGCUAAACACUUCUUCAAAGUUGCCUCGCGUUGUACAUCACAACUCAAAAAGGACAGACCCGAUAUGGUGCAGGUUCACACAGAGCUGAGUGAUGUGGAGACUGCCUUUAGUCAGAAGUAUGCCACAAAAUGUUUAGAAAAUGCAGACAUAUAUAAUGGCUGUCCUCCUGCAGGAUCUAUGUCAGAUCUGGGAGAAACCAGAAUGGAUGAAUUCUCAUACACCAGCAAUGGCUACCACGAUCCGGGUCUGCUCGCAGUGCCACAACAGCCUGCCUCAAUGGUCUCUCAACAGGGCUAUCCAACAGAUGUGCCUCAACAGGUCUACAUGACCAGCGUGCCUCCACAAGGCUAUGUGUCUCAGCAACCUUACCCAGCUAGCAUUGCAGUCCAGCCUAUGACUGAAGCCAUGAGGUUACAGUUAGGAUAUGAUUCUGGAUUGAAGCCAGAUGAAAUUCCUGGAUACUUAAUGACACAUCCUACUUAUGAAUCGGAUCCUCAGAAAUUGCAGGAGAUAGAGUCGGAGUAUCCAUCGGAUCCCUAUAAACUACAGCAGUUAGAGGAGCCACAACAACCAGACUCAGGAAGCUCAUAUGACAUGCCAACAUUAAGUGAUGGAGACAUUUACCAGUCGAAUAUGCAUAAGCUGGGGGAAAUUCAGAAAUUUGAGGAGAGUUUAGACAUUCCAUCAGAGGCACAUUCUGUGCCGAAUACACAGCAUCAGUGUGACAAUGCAGAAGCAUCCGGUUACUUAAAUCCAGAAGAAGAAGAGAUCACUGUGUCAGGCAUGCAGGAUAUGACACUCUCUGAUUCAGGUGCACUGGACAGCAGCAAAUCUACAACUCUCACACAAUCAGAAAAUCACGGUGAAUCUGAAAUCUCACCUGCAAAUGCGGUUACCGAUCUGUUGGGGGGAAAUCAUGAGAGAUUGGCACAGGAAAUUGAAGCAGUCGGAAAGAAAUCUGGCUUUGGUGCUAUGUCGUUGUUUGAAAAAUACAAAGAAGCCCUAGAAAUGGAGAAUGACGAGGGAGAGUACGACACAGGUGAGUCUGUGGAGUAUGAUGAUGACUACGGCACCAUCACUGGAAUGGAUGAGGGGCAGUUUGGGCAACAAGAGGAUGAGGAUGAGGAGGUUACUCUCACAGAGGAGGGGUAUGAGGAGGACGGUGAUCAAAUCACACCGGUGGCUUCCCUUCCCAUGGAGAAUAGACAAACGUGCAGUGUUGUUCAUUAUGCCCCCUCUAGUCCAACAGAAGCCACAGAGGAGGAUUGUGGGAAAAACGAUUCCAGGCUGUUCUCGGACAGUAGUGAGAUGUUAGACAAUGACAUUCUCACAGAGAAAUAUGAAGGGGACACACCACCAAUUCGCCUGGUCUGUGAUGACCUUGUGUCAGAUUCUCAGCUCUUUAAUGAAGGAACAUCAUCAGACUCUCAAUUGUUUUGUGAGAACUCGAGUUCUGAGUCCUGCGCAUUCCCAGAGGAGAGUAAAUCUUCAUUAUCAGAGGAUACGACCUCAACAGACAUUAAGGGUAGCAGAAAUAUUUCCGCGGUCGUAGCUAGUGGACCAGAGAAGGAUAUUAAGCCACAGCAGGUCAGCCCCACCCCUCUGUGGCAGCAGCAGAGAAUGGGGCCCAGCGAGGGCGAGUGUUUUGUGUAGGAGGAGUUAUAAUGUGAUAUGUCGAUUCAUGAAAAAGUUGUCAAAAAUUUUUGUUUAACGUGAUCUGAUUUACAUUUUGUUACAAUAUAUUACUGUAUAAGUGGAAUUUUCAGCAAGACACAGAUUUAGCGUUUUUUACAUUAAAGUGGGUAUAUAUAUUUAGCAGGAGCUAAUUUUGGGGACUUUAUCAUUCCAAUAACAAUCACUGAUACCUUUUAUGCAGAAUAUAUUCUUAGCGAUAUUAAAUGCCUAAUUUAAAUCCUUGCUAAAAGUUCUGCAUAUACGGUAUUCUACUAAACAUGCAUUGCAUGGAAAUGUAGUGUAGGGAUUGCGAAAAGUUAAAAUGCAUUUUCCACCAGAACUACCUACUGAUUAGAUAAAAAUAAAAGUUCAAAUUGUAAUUUCUUAUAGGUUGUAGAACAUGUGAAAUAUGAUCAACUAAAAUGAAAUUGUACAGAAUUUCUUGAGGUACAUCUGGUGGAUAAUGGUAUUCAAGUGUUGCCCUUUAAUUUUUUUUUUCAUUUCAAAUUGGAAUAUCUAUUGUUAAUCUUCUGUCUGAAUCCAAGUAGCCAUUUACUGUAAUAAUAAAUCAUACAUUGUACAUUUCUGAUUUCCUUUGGUAUAUCAUAAACCUAAGUAUUUCAGCAAUAUUGGUGCCUUUUAUAUUUUCAGAGAGGUCAACAUGCAGGGUCAAGGGUCAUGCCAUCAUAAAUGCAUGAUCCAGUACAAAAAAAUAAAUGUAUUCUAUAAUAAAUGUUGUUAUUUUAUGCCAAACCUAAAUGUAUUCUAUAUCAAAACUUGUUAUAUGCCAAACCAAGCAAAUUGUAUCAUACAUGUACAUGCUCUUUCUGUGUUGCCUGCAGUAAAUAUGAAAAUAGUUAUACUAAAACCAUUUACAAUGGUAACUCUCAUUGCCCUCUGUCCUUCUAGCUAAUGAUGACUAAUGUUGUACCGUUUUUGUAAAGAAUCUGAUGUGCUUUUGAUCUGAUGACAAAAUGUAGGAUAUGCCCCCCCCCCCCCCCCCCCCCCCCCCCAUGUGUAUUACAGAAAGGUGUUUUCUGAUACCAUUACAGUGUGUUAUUGUGAGGAUGGGUAGCGGUAUGUGAUAUGAUAGUUGUUUUGAUGUAACCUGUUAUGGCCAUUUUAUAAAACUUAACAUCUGAUGACGGUAGUUAAAAUCUGCCUUCAGUCCAUGUCUAAAUUCAGUUUUCAUUUCCAUGGUAUACAUAUAGCCUGUGGUCAUGUUAAAUUCACAAUUUUCAUUUACUGCAAAAGGAUUGCCAAAAAAGAGAGAGAGAGAGAAGUAAUAGUGGCAAUAAUCUGAUUUGAAUAUUCAAGAUAAAUUUUAUUACCAGUGCAAUUUUGAAACAUGUAACACUUUCUGAUUAAUUUUUUAAGGGAAUUUUGUUUAAUUUAAUGUUUUAAUUUAAAGGUUGCUUUGUUUCAGAAAUUAAGUAAGAUAGAUUCAGUUUCAUGACAAAUUGGAGUACAUGUGUAUAGAAUUUUUUUUUUAUUUGCCUUAAACGGGUGCUUCUACAGAAAUGUGCGGUCGUACAGACUUACAUUGUACUUGUAGUACUUGCCAAGAAAUAAUA